UUCACUUAUCGCUCAGCUCUCGGAGUUUCGAAGUGUCUUAUCGUAGAAUUUGGUCGUACGCCCCAUACCGGUCUGCUCAUUUAAGAAGUCUUUCGGAUCAACAAAGCUUGUGCGAUGUCUUUUGCCGACAUAGACCAGUUGUUUGGAACCCCAGAUAUCCAACGCGGAUACGACAUCCUCAAAAAGCGUUAUGAUGCUGGUGACAAAUCGUCCGAUUUGCUUCGAAGACUGGCACGGUGCUGCCAUGAGUUGGCUUGUGCCACUCUAGACAAAGGAAAAAAGAAGGGAUUGAUUUUUGAAGGUAAAGAAUUCGCUAUGGAAGGAUACAAGAUGAAUGAAGACGAUUUCGAAGCAUUAAAAUGGGCCGGAAUCAUGGUUGGGUCAGCAACAGAUCAUAUGAGCACCAAGGAGAGAAUUGAAGAGGGUGGAAACUUUAAGGCUCUUCUGGAUAAAGCACUAGAAAUGAACAACCAAGACUUUGUUCUUCUCCACAUGCGCGGACGGUUCUCUCAUUCUGUAGCUAGCCUCACCUGGGUCGAACGGAAGGCUGCCACGAUACUUUACUCCGCGCCGCCUGUGGCCACUAUGGAAGAGGCUUUGGCAGACUUUCUGGCUGCAUAUGAGCUCAAACCAGAUUGGAUCGAAAAUCUCGUUUGGCUUAUACGGACUUAUUUGGCUUUAAAUGAUAAGGAAAACGCAAAGAAGUCUAUCAACAAGCUUUUGGUCCUUACUCCAGCGAAUGAGGAUGAACGAGAUAAAGUGAACGAAACCAAGAAAUUGCUAGCAAAGUGCUAAAGUGGUGCAGAUCCAAAUAAAAUCACCUGUGUUUUUUAUCAUUUCCAAGA
Molecule: messenger RNA, 845 nt
Organism: Cylicocyclus nassatus
Lineage: Eukaryota; Metazoa; Nematoda; Chromadorea; Rhabditida; Strongylidae
Source: the annotation of a GenBank genome assembly